This is a messenger RNA of Lichtheimia ornata, 597 nucleotides long. RefSeq lists its product as uncharacterized. The transcript has 4 exons. Lineage: Eukaryota; Fungi; Mucoromycota; Mucoromycetes; Mucorales; Lichtheimiaceae. The record is from RefSeq and is a predicted model, not a curated record. Bases 1 to 597 code for a protein of 198 amino acids.
AUGGAUUUCUCGCCUUAUCGACCUUCGCCAGACGACGAUCGAAGGAAACAACAUGAACGGCAAUCCAAGGGCAAAUCACGUAGCAGCAAACCAAACAGCAGCAAUCGCUAUGAACCAGUCUCCACUAAUCCGACCACAGCUGGUGUUCCCGGUGGCGGCUUCUCAAGCUACCAAGCCGGCACACACAACCCAUCGCUCUAUGAACAAGGUUUCGGUGGCGAAUCAUCAGGUUUACAACCCAAUGCUACAGUGCGUGUGAACAAGUACGAAACACGUUUACCUAUACGAGUGGAUAUUGAAGCAGCCUUGACGUACGUGCUCGGGCCUAUUACAGGCAUCCUUUUCUUGAUCCUUGAAACAAAGAACGAUUAUGUGCGAUUUCAUGCAUGGCAGUCAUCUGCUUUGUUUCUAUCACUCAUGUGUGUGCACUUUGUGUUGAUGUUCAUCUCCAGCGUAUUAUCAUGGAUGCUCUUUGCUAUCGACAUUUUACUCAUUCUGGCCCUUGUGUAUCGUGCCUACUUGGAUGGAGCAUCUUUAGAGCGGACAAUGGUGCCUUACUUUGGACCACUGGCAGCUGAAUGGGUCGACAGCGAAUAA